Messenger RNA from Jatropha curcas, 1504 nucleotides. RefSeq names its product Co-chaperone GrpE family protein (gene AR192). The record is from RefSeq and is a predicted model, not a curated record. NCBI's taxonomy places the organism in Eukaryota, Viridiplantae, Streptophyta, Magnoliopsida, Malpighiales, Euphorbiaceae. Gene Ontology annotation, biological process: protein folding; protein import into mitochondrial matrix. Gene Ontology annotation, molecular function: adenyl-nucleotide exchange factor activity; protein-folding chaperone binding; protein homodimerization activity. Gene Ontology annotation, cellular component: PAM complex, Tim23 associated import motor.
GGUAAUUACGUCAUAAAAUGAACAUCAUUCUACAUGCCCAGAAAUUUUUCCUUCUAAACCUCUUUCUUUCGCUCCAAGCACGCUUUUUUCCCUCUUUAUUUUCCUUUACUUUCCCUCUAAUUUCUCUUUUCAUCGCUGAAAUAUUGUCCAUUCUCCAAUUUCCCCUCCAAUUUUUCUCUUUCUUCAGCUAUGUUGAUGUCCCGGAUGGUUUUGUCAGGAGCUUCGAGGAGCGUGGGUCGACGCUCCCUGCUUCUUCUUUCUCCUUCGCAGAAGCAGCAGCUAUUACCAAUCUUCUCCAAUCAAAUUGAUUCUCUGAUUAGUGAACAUUCAAAGCAGUUUGUACCAGGCCAAGUAUCUUUAUUUCAUCAUUCAGCAUUGAGUUCCUCUCCCUUUCAAAGAUUUGGAUUUACUUCAUCUGCAUCCCCUGAGACCAAUGAGAAGGAGGAGGGGAGCACUGCAGAGAAUAAUGGUGCUUCCAGAAAUGCUGAUGCAAAGCCUUCCAACAAGACAGAAGAUUCAGCUUCUGAAGAGAGCGAAAAAUCAGGUUGUAACUCGGAAUCCCAACCAACCAUGUCUCAAUCUGUCAAAAGAAGGAGAAGUGGUACUAAACGGACUGCAUUUUCUGAUUCAGAUUCUGAGGAUGACUUGUCAAUGGAUGAUUUGGUGAAGCUUGUGGCUGAAAAAGAAGAGCUUCUGAAACUGAAGCACAAGGAGAUUGAAAAAAUGCAAGACAAAGUUCUUCGCACUUAUGCAGAAAUGGAGAAUGUCAUGGAAAGGACAAAACGUGAAGCAGAGAACUCUAAAAAGUUUGCCGUACAGAAUUUUGCAAAGAGCCUACUAGAUGUUGCAGACAAUUUGGGAAGAGCUUCUGCAGUAGUCAAAGAUAGUUUUUCAAAAAUUGAUGCAUCUACCGACGCUACUGGGGCAGUACCGCUCCUUAAGACACUUUUGGAAGGAGUUGAAAUGACUGAGAAACAGCUUGCAGAUGUAUUUAAGAAAUUUGGCGUUGAAAAGUUUGAUCCAAUUAAUGAGCCAUUUGAUCCACAUAAGCAUUAUGCAGUAUUCCAGUUACCCGAUGCUUCUAAGCCCCCUGGCACAGUUGCAGCAGUUUUGAAGGCAGGAUAUGUUCUUUAUGAUCGUGUAAUUCGACCAGCUGAAGUUGGCGUUACAAUUGCAGUAGAUAAUGAUACAGAAUCAAGCAAUGAGGGUGGUAAUGCUUGAAUACAUCACUCAGGCUACAGAUAGAAGUUUUGAAUUUCCGGGAGAGAAAUGGAGUAUAGCGUUGUGGUGCCAAUAGGGUCUUCUACUUUUUGUCAUCUAGUAAACCAUUUUCUUUUCUCGAUCAUUUUUACUUAUCAGCCAGAAAAAAUUAUGCAACUAAAGGAUUAUAUUUUUUGUGACCGCAUAAAGCCAAUCAUUAAAGGGUUUGUAGCUCUUAACAUCUUCGAAUUGUUUUUCGCAGCAAAGAGGCAGACUUAUAUUAUUGUUUUAACUUUUUCCCCCA